Messenger RNA from Etheostoma cragini (Arkansas darter), 7919 nucleotides. It is a transcript of the gene sipa1l1, whose product is annotated as signal-induced proliferation-associated 1 like 1. Bases 666 to 6221 code for a protein of 1851 amino acids. NCBI's taxonomy places the organism in Eukaryota, Metazoa, Chordata, Actinopteri, Perciformes, Percidae. Gene Ontology annotation, molecular function: GTPase activator activity; protein binding. The record is from RefSeq and is a predicted model, not a curated record. Gene Ontology annotation, biological process: regulation of small GTPase mediated signal transduction; activation of GTPase activity. Gene Ontology annotation, cellular component: cytoplasm. The transcript has 25 exons.
CGCGAGUAUAGAGCCCAGAGGAGUUGAGAGGCGGUGACCUCAUCGUCUUCGCGAGGCGGAGCGAACCGCUGCAACUUUAGAUGAACUUCUGAUUUGAACAUACCGAGAGGCGGUCGGCGGAGUGCACGACAACAUUAGACGUGGAAAAGGUGAACAGAUACGAAGUAUUUACAGCCUGUUCGUUUUAUCUUUACCGGCCGUGGCGGUGUUUGUACGCAGGUGACUGACCAACGAGAGUGUUAUUUUUCUCUCUUAAACGCCGACAAGGUGGAAAUUCAUAAAGGGAAACCUCUUCUGACAACAGUCACACACAGGAUUAAAGGAAGACCUAUCCUGGUCAUUGUUCAUCACAGCUGGAUGGAGUUGGCUCUCUGAUCUAAAGAAAACCGUUACUACUUGAGUUCCUGAGUUGGUCGUGUCCAGACUGAACUGAGUUCUCGUCUAGUAUGGUUGCAAUGGAGACUGCUUUUUAGAGACUUCAGCUGUGAAAGUUCACCAUUAACACAUUUCUGUUCAUCAAGUUUCUUCAAGCAUCAAAUGUAUUUGUGAAACUCUCAUCACUUCAGUCAGUGGGCAUUAUGCUGACCAUAAUCUAAACCCAUCAGCAACCCACCCCUACCUUUUUCCAUCCAUCUUCCCUCCCCACACCCUUUCCCAUCUCCAUCAUGACCAGUCUGAAGCGUUCUCAGACAGAGCGCUCGGUUGGGGGCUCAGUUCCGGCUUCUGAUGAGUUUUAUACCCGCCGCCUGCGAUUGCCCAAUGGAGGGGCACCACCACCCCGCAGUGAGAGCGCCCAUAUCUCCUCUUCCUCGACCACUGGCACCAACCCCGGCGUUCCCAAGAUGGGGGUUCGUGCCCGUGUGGCGGAUUGGCCCCCAAGGAAAGAUGGGGGAGGAGGGGGGGUUUGGCAUAUCACUGUGGAAACGGACUCCCCUAGCUCUACAAACACCACUAGCUCUUCAGGAUCAGGAAGUGGAGAUAGAGAAAGGCUUGGAGGAGGAGGAGGGGGAGGUGGUGGAGGAGGAGGAGGAGGAGGAGGAGGAGGAGGAGGAGGAGUUGUAGGUGGUGGUGGUGGAGGAGGAGGAGUUGGUGGUGGCAGUGGAGGAGGAGGGGUGUCAGCCGUCACAGCCCACAGCAAUCUGUCAGCCAAGCUGGGCCACUUGAUAAGCCCACAGGACUCAUCCAUGCUGCGCAACAUCCACAACACACUAAAGAGCAAGAUGCAUGGCAAGGGAAAGGACAAUCGCUUCCUGUCACCGGAUGGCUAUCUGGGCUCACCUCGCAAAGGCAUGAGGCGCAUCCGUCAACGCAGUAACAGUGAUAUAACUAUCAGUGAGCUGGACGUGGAUGGUAAUGAGGGCUGGUCAUUCUCUGGGUGGACACCCAUGCACCGGGAGUAUGGCAGCACCUCAUCCAUAGAUAAACAUGGUGUGUCAGGAGAGAGCUUCUUUGAUAUGCUCAAGGGGUACCAGUCCUCUGAGGCCCCUGAUCAGCGAAGCCCAGCGCCAGAGAAGCUCACAGAGCUACUUACCGUGGCCCCAACAAAACAGACUGCCCUUGACUUGCCAGAUGGACCAUUAGGUCCAGCCAGAGGUAGUCCUGCCAGCCGACUGAAGGAAAGAGAGAAGCACUUGAAGAGGAGGUCAAAGUCAGAGACAGGGGGAGAGUCAAUAUUCCGUAAACUGCGCAGUGUGAAGGUGGAGGGUGACUCAUCGAGGGCUGGCUCAGAUGCUGAAGACGGAGGGAAAGGGGAUGAGAGUGGCCCACCUCCCAAACCCUGGGCAUGUCAAAAAGGCUUUGCUCAUUUUGAUGUCCAGUCUCUACUCUUUGACCUCAAUGAGGUAAUCCAUAGUCGGCAGUCUGGGUCCAAACGCAAGAACACCACUACCGGUGCCUCGGCUGCUGCUGCGGCCUCUGCUUCGGCCACAUCCUCCCUCUCCUCCAAUCAGAGUGGAGUUUACGGGUCACCCUGUGGUUCACAAGAGGAGCUGAGCAAGGAGGGAGGGACCAGCCCUGUCUUGGACCCUGGUGAUGACAAGAGUAAUGACCUGGUGCUCAGCUGCCCUUGUUUCAGGAAUGAGAUUGGUGGAGAGAGAGAGAGGAACAUCUCUCCACCUAAACAGCAGGGCAGCAUAGGUAGUGGUGGUAACUCAAGCAAUUCUUCUGGAAGUACAGAGGAAGGACCUUUGGAUGCCAUCCUCACUACUCAUUUUACUAACGCUGGUGUGGCUGUGUUGGAGGCUGCCAAGGAUGGGCCAAGCCAACAUGCUGACAGGUCCAAACGUUACAUUAUGGAACAUGUUGACCUCGGCACCUAUUACUACCGAAAGUACUUCUACCUCAGAGAACACUGGAACUACCUGGGGGUAGAUGAGAACCUGGGCCCAGUGGCAGUGAGUUUGAGGAGAGAGAAGUUGGAUGAACACAAGGAGCAUGGCCAGCAAUACAACUUCAGGGUCAUCUUCAGAACGAGUGAGCUGAAUACCCUGAGGGGCUCCAUCCUGGAAGAUGCAGUACCUUCCACAUCUAAGCAUGGUCUAGCUCGAGGCUUGCCCCUCAAAGAGGUGCUGGAGUACCUGGUGCCUGAGCUCAACGCACACUGCCUACGCCUGGCACUCAACACACCUAAGGUCACUGAGCAGCUAAUGAAGCUGGAUGAGCAGGGGUUAAGUUUCCAGCGGAAGGUGGGGGUGAUGUACUGCAUGGCAGGCCAGAGCAGCGAGGAGGAGAUGUACAACAAUGAAUCGGCUGGUCCUGCGCUGGAGGAGUUCCUUCAUCUACUGGGGGAGAGGGUUAGACUCAAAGGCUUCACCAAGUACCGGGCCCAGCUGGACACCAAGACUGACUCGACGGGCACCCACUCCAUGUACACCACUUACAAAGACUAUGAGAUCAUGUUUCAUGUGUCUACCAUGCUGCCAUACACACCCAACAAUAAGCAACAGUUACUCCGGAAGCGUCACAUUGGGAAUGAUAUUGUCACAAUCGUGUUCCAGGAACCUGGUGCGCUCCCCUUCACCCCCAAAAAUAUUCGCUCACACUUCCAGCACGUCUUUGUUGUUGUGCGUGCUCACAACCCAUGUUCCGACAACAGCUCCUACAGUGUUGCUGUCACCCGUUCCAAAGACGUGCCCUCUUUUGGCCCUCCUAUUCCAGAAGGUGUGGCUUUUCCCAAGUCCUCUGUGUUCCGGGACUUCCUGCUGGCCAAGGUUAUCAAUGCAGAAAAUGCUGCCCACAAGUCAAACAAGUUCCGUGCCAUGGCCACCCGAACACGCCAGGAGUACCUGCGCGACCUGGCUGAACGCCACACCACCAGCACACCCAUCGACCCCUCUGGGAAGUUUCCUUUCAUCUCACUGGCCCACAAGAAAAAAGAGAAGAGCAAACCAUAUGAAGGGGCAGAGCUGCGCAGCCUGGGGGCCGUGACCUGGCUGGUCCACGUUGAGGAUCACGGGACCGGAGGGGAACUGGAGGCCCUCCUUUCUAUCUCCAAUGACUUUCUCAUCCUGUUGGACCAGGAAGCCAAAGCCGUGGUGUUUAACUGUGCUACUAAAGACGUGAUUGGCUGGACGCUGGGCAGCCCUGCAUCUUUGCGGAUUUUCUACGAGCGAGGAGAAAGUGUGUCGCUGAGGAGUAUCAGUAAUAAUACUGAGGAUUUUAAAGAGGUGGUCAAACGUCUAGAGUUCCUGACGAAGGGCUGCGAAACAUCAGAGAUGACACUUCGUCGAAAUGGCUUGGGUCAGCUGGGCUUCCACGUCAACUAUGAAGGCAUCGUGGCUGAGGUGGAGCCAUAUGGUUACGCCUGGCAGGCAGGACUGCGGCAAGGAAGUCGAUUGGUAGAAAUCUGCAAAGUUGCUGUAGCAUCACUGACCCAUGAGCAGAUGAUUGACCUCCUGCGGACCUCAGUGACCGUGCGUGUUGUUAUCAUCCCGCCACAUGAUGACGCCACUCCGCGCAGAGGCUGUUCAGAGCUCUAUCGGAUGCCUGUGUCAGAAUACAAGGGGGGCAGCAGCAGUGAUAGUGGCUCCUUCGAAUACAAGUUCCCCUUCCGCAGCAACAACAACAAGUGGCAGAGGACCUCCAGCAGCCCUCAGCAGUCACUGACUGCCUCGCCACAGCCUCACACGCCCAACCGGGCCAUCAGUUUGGGUAGCUCAGUGGGGAAGACCCUGUCAGCUGAGAGGUUGGAGAGGGGCGCAGCCAUCCCUCGCAGUGUCAGUAGUGAUGGUCGGCCCCUGGACACCAAGAGGAUGUCUCCGGGCAGUGAGAGCUAUAGCCUGGCCUCCUCCUUGGCACUGGGGCGUUCCCCUCACAAUCGCAGCUCUCCCAGCAACCUGUCCUGUUCCAGUGACGCCUCCGGAAGCUCUGCUCACUGGAGACAGAAGUCCAUGCCUGAGCAGUUUGCAGGCAGCCGCCACUCUCCAAUGUCUGGGGAGAGACGAGAGGUGGUUGGAGAGGGCGGGUCCAGUGGAAAGUCCACUCCCAAUUGGUCGAGAAUGGAGGAAGGCGGAGGAGCCGAACGAGGCUCAACAGAGGCCCCAGUCUCCAAGUCUGGUCAAGGCUUUUCUGGAGCUCCCCGCAUCCAGAGGCAGGAGCAGGUCAUCCACCUCUCCCCGAAGAAGGGCAGCCAGUCUGACGGCCCUUACUCUGGGCACUCCAGCAGUAACACUCUAUCCAGCACAGCUUCCAGCGGGGGACACAGUGACAGCGAUAAAUGGUACGAAAUGGGAGCGGGUGGAGGCUCCAGCGGUGACCAGGGUGAGCCAGAGCCCAACGGCCUGGGUGGAGGGGGCUACCUGCAGGGGGCUUCAGCCGACAGCGGCAUCGACACUAGCUCUUAUGGAGCCUCCCACCACACACACUCCCACUCUCAUCACGGCAGCACCACCUCCCUGCUGGCUCCCAGCGGAGGCAGGGAAAGCAGGGAGCGGACGGUGUCCCCAUGGCACAGCCCCACCGAGGGAGGACGCAGGAUGCUGGAGAGGUCGCCAGCUGCAGCCGAGUCCCCGGGCCCUCCAGCAGAAAGGAGCCAGGACGGCACAGGCCGAACCCCACCUACCCAUCUCCUUGUUAGAGACAGCAGUACCUACAGUCUGAGUGAGGCUGGAUCACACUCGAGUGCCAGGCACUCAGGCCACAGCUCCCCAAGAGACGAGUCCUCCCCUUCAACCCCCUCCCCCUCAUCCCAGUCCUCACCAUCCCCUGGGCCCAAGAGCUUCUACCCCCGCCAAGGAGCUCAGUCCAAGUACCUGAUUGGUUGGAGGAAACCCGGUUCCACCAUUAAUUCUGUUGACUUUGGAGACACACGCAAGAAGUCUCCAGGAGAGAGUGGAGGGGACAUUGUUCCAACCCCAGCAGCCAGGCCCUCUCUUCGGGAUAUGCACUCGCCUCAGCCUCAUGCUAAAUCUACUAUUGAGGAAGAUGUGAAGCGACACAGUGCCCCAGACAGCCCUCCACCGCCACGCAGACAUAAGGAAAAGCACCACCAGAAAUCACCACCAAGCCAGCCUCUCAGCCACCGUCGCUCACUGCAUCGCACCCUGUCUGAUGAGAGUAUCUAUCGUGGCCAGCGCCUUCCUCCUUUGUGCGACUCAGUGGCUGACCCGGCACUCAGUGGUGAUGUUCUCUUCAGCUGCUCCACCCUCCCACGCUCACCUACAACCCGUGGAGUUCCCCUCCGACGGCCUUCAUAUAAGCUGGGAGUCAAACUCCACGGUGACCUUUCAGCAUCUGACACCUCAUUGGUGGAUUUGGUGGAGCGCCAUCGUGGACCCCUCCCUCAGGAGCUGAUGCCCCUCCCGUCUCAAGACAGGGACAGCCCCCUUGAGUGGACACACCUGGUGGAUGUGGCCAGUACAUUUGAGAGUGAAAGAAACACACACUACGUCCAGAGAAGUUAUGUGUUUGGAGAUUCAAACCACCGAAAUAGUGGCGCCUCCAGUCCCCAACAGACCCACAUAGACCUGCAGCCUGCUCCACUGUCACGGCCCUCAUCUAGUGAGGGUCACAUAGGGCUGGAGAGGAAGGUGACUAAGCUGGAGGCCAUGGUGAAGAUGCUCCAGGAGGACCUGAAGAAGGAGCGUGAAGAGAAGGUCCGACUUCAGGGUCAGAUCAAGAGGCUGUGGGAGGACAACCAGAGACUGCAGGAGGAGUCCCAGACCUCUGCCGCUAAGCUCAAAAAGUUCACAGAGUGGGUCUUUAACACCAUCGACAUGAACUGACUCCGACUUGCACAUUUUAACACACACACACGCACACGCACGCACACACACACACGCACAUCACACACAGUCUGGACGCAGAGGGGGAAGACACUGUGCACAAGAACAGUGGAGACUUGUUGUUGGACUCAAUUAGCCUGAUGCUGAACCUUCUGACCAUCUUCCAUUGGCUUCAGACAUCGGCGGCUAAUAUUGUCUACCAGCCUCAGUCUCCACUGAGCCCACUGUUAAACCUCUCAGGAUGACACACAAGAAAAAUUGGCGUUUUUCAUCAGAUUAUGAAGGACUGACCUCUACUCUCCAAUGGGACCACGAGAGGGUUGCUGAAUUGAUGUUUCUCUCAUCUCGCUGUGCCAAAAUAGUUUUUGCAAAAUUGCCAACAAAGAGGAAGCUCUUCUCCUCCCUCCUCUUUCUCAAGAGGUCAGCCAUGCUUUCUUUCUCUGUGGAUGUGCAUCUCUUUUUUCUUAUGUUGCCCAGCUUGUCCUAAAAGGUGACUUAAGUCCUUUGUGCUAAACCAAACCCGCCACAGCAAAGGGUAGCAGAGACAUCCAUGUGACUUUAAGUAAAAACGUCUCUGAAAAUGCCAAGCAAACUCAGACGGGUACACAACAAAUCUGCCAGCCCACACACACACACACACACACACACACACACACACACACACACACACACACACAGAGAGAGAGAGUAAUGAAUGUGAAGUUUCAAGACCACGGGAUACAGGAGAGGUUUCCAUUUCCUUCACAUGUAAAUGGAAAGAAUUUUAGUGUUGUUCUCUCCUUAAAGCCAACGACAUGGAAGCAGGACAAUCUGCCUCUGAACAGGAGGGAAACAUGGAUUUGUACAGUGUUUAAAAAAAAAAAACUUCUCCUCUGUGUCACUCAGAUUGGGAUUACAGAAUCCUGUCUGUCUCUACAGCACAAACCCACACCUGACAGAGGAGUAUAUUUAUAAGCCAUCGGCAAGUGGUGCCAUUAAACAUAACUGAUAUCCAGAGUGCUUUGGUCCAGCCCAAUUGUAUGUGUCUUAAAAGCAAUAGGAAGGAGUCAUGACUCCUGUCUUUUCAAUUAAAGGGAGAGUUUGCUCUAAGAAGAAGUUCAAUUUGUGAAAAGAUGUUCUCAAAGUUGUUACACUUAGAACAUCAGCCUCUGCUGCACAAGAGCCUCCCAUCUUCUUUCUUUGAAGCAGCGGAAAAGUGAAGAGAGGACUCUACUCACCAUCCCACUGUCUGGAAUACAGAGAGCCAGCUCAUAAGAAAUGACAGACGUUUUUUGGGAGGGAAACGUAAGAGGGGACUUUUUUCCCAGGUUAAUUUAUUUCCUUGUAUUAUAAUUCCAAUAAAUAAGUUGUUUUAUUCGUACAGUACAACUGGCAUCAGUGUUUAGUUCCUCAAGAAAAAGAUCACUAGCUAUGUUAAUUUAAUGGCUUUCUUUCUUAACUAUAUGCUUUUUAUUCUGUAUAUGUUGUAUUUUGUGGUGCCCAAGCCUGCUGUCAUGUUGCUUACAGUGCCCUCUAGUGAACAUCAGUGGAAAUGUCAUGAAUAUUAAAUUUGCUCACUAAUUUUUCCCACGCCUUUUUAACAACCAGUCAGACGUCGACCGGGAGGCAACACAAACACGGAUUAGGAAAACAAAACCGAAUUCAACUUUGAGAGACAAUCAAAGCUUAAAGUAAAAUGUUGAUUUUUGAUGAAGGGCG